AUGGUACAAAUGAAUCAUAAAAACAUUGAUCAAGGUUGGGCAUAUGUUGUGUUGACAAGUUCGUUCUUUAUAAAUGUGAUAUGUUACGGUAUCGCCUGGAGUACUGGAGUUUAUACCGGGAUAUUCCUGGAUGUGUUUCACCAUCCCAACUCUGUGACAGCAUGGGUAGUGUCAUCACCUGCAGCAAUAAUGUAUGUUACAGGACCCGUUGCAAGUGUUUUGACGAACAAGUAUGGUUUCCGACCAGUUAUAAUAGUUGGCGCGGGACUGGUCAGCGGUGGUCUGUGCCUGUGUUAUUUUGCACAUAAUCUGUUUGUUAUAUUGUUCGCCUUUGGAGUCAUAACAGGUCAGUUGGGUCCAGCGUUUGGGACAGGCCUUGCAUUAGUUUACAUUCCGGCGAUGGCGGCACUUUCGUGUUACUUUGACAAAAGGAUAACUCUUGCAGCUGGAAUUUCAACGUCUGGUGUAGGCGUAGGAAUUUUGAUUUACCCCCCUCUUAUUCGCUGGUUAAUCAACGCAUAUGACUGGAAACAAAGUUUCUUGAUCCUUGGUGCUGUUUCAUUAAAUAUGUGUGCAUUAGGACUUCUGAUUCGUCCUGUGAAAAGUAAUGAAAUAAAUCAAAAUCAGCCUUUACUAGAUUUAAGUCCUUUUAAAAAGUUAGGCUAUAUAAUGGUAUGUGUGAGUAUAUUUUUAUAUUGUUGUGGUUUAUCGGUUCUUUUCAUACAUGUAGCUUACGGUGAACAAAUGGGAAUUGAUCCGGAUAAAAGUGCAUUAUUAAUAUCUGGACUUGGAAUAGCUAACCUGCUCGGGCAUCUAGGAUACGGUGCUGUCGCUCAACACCCACGUGUAAAUACUUUUAAUUUGUACAGUGUAUCGUUUUUUUUUGUCUGGCGUUUGUAUCUGCCUCGUUCCAGUAUUUAGUUCAUUUUCGACUUUGAUGGCAUGCUCGAUUAUAUUUGGUGCACUUUCAGGCUGUUAUGGAACAUUGUUAGUGAAAAUUUUAAUCGAUCUACUAGGUCUUCAUCGAUUUUCAAAUGGCUACGGAUGUCUACUGUUGUUCAUGGCUGCCGGACAAGUAAU
Mercenaria mercenaria is the source of this 1080-nucleotide messenger RNA. Its product is annotated as monocarboxylate transporter 13-like. The coding region runs from base 1 to 921 and encodes 306 amino acids. Gene Ontology annotation, biological process: transmembrane transport. The transcript is spliced from 3 exons. The record is from RefSeq and is a predicted model, not a curated record. Lineage: Eukaryota; Metazoa; Mollusca; Bivalvia; Venerida; Veneridae. Gene Ontology annotation, molecular function: monocarboxylic acid transmembrane transporter activity.